Molecule: messenger RNA, 2062 nt
Organism: Chroicocephalus ridibundus (black-headed gull)
Lineage: Eukaryota; Metazoa; Chordata; Aves; Charadriiformes; Laridae
Product: solute carrier family 23 member 1-like
Exons: 12
Coding region: 1-1875 (624 amino acids)
Biological process (GO): transmembrane transport
Cellular component (GO): membrane
Molecular function (GO): transmembrane transporter activity
Source: RefSeq, a predicted model, not a curated record
AUGACCCCCUCCUCAGAAAAAGAGCUCAACGGGCUAGAUAACCCCAGCUUCGUGGGUGAAGAUGGAAGCCGCUACUGCUCCUUGCCCGAUCACGCUGCCAGGGGCCCAGAGGAAGGCGGCGGUGCUGGCCACGGCAGCAGCAAGCUUGCCUACACCGUCACGGACGUGCCCCCCUGGUACCUGUGCAUCCUGCUGGGCAUUCAGCAUUUCCUGACAGCCAUGGGAGGUCUGGUAGCCAUCCCGCUGAUCCUCUCCAAAGAGCUUUGCCUCCAGCACGACCUCCUCACCCAGAGCCACCUGAUCAGCACCAUCUUCUUUGUCUCAGGGAUUUGCACCCUGCUGCAGGUCCUCUUUGGAGUCAGGUUGCCUAUUAUUCAAGGAGGCACUUUUGCGUUCCUGACCCCAACCCUGGCCAUGCUGUCUCUCCCCAAGUGGAAGUGCCCUGCCUGGACACAGAACGCUACCCUGGUGAAUGCCUCUUCACCAGAGUUCAUCGAAGUCUGGCAGACGCGGAUGCGAGAGGUGCAAGGAGCUAUCAUUGUAGCUUCCUGCUUUCAAAUCUUCGUUGGAUUUUCCGGCCUGAUCGGAUUUCUGAUGAGGUUCAUCGGCCCCCUGACAAUUGCCCCCACCAUCACCUUGGUUGCACUACCUCUCUUUGACUCGGCGGGGGACGAGGCUGGGCAGCACUGGGGCAUAGCGUUCAUGACUAUUUCUUUCAUAGUUCUGUUCUCUCAGUACCUGAAAGAUGUCCCUGUGCCGCUGCCAUCUUACCAGAGAGGAAAGAAGUGCCACCUCUCCCCAGUCUACCUCUUCCAGAUCUUCCCGGUGCUGCUGGGGCUCUCCCUGAGCUGGCUGCUCUGCUACGUGCUGACGGUGACUGACGUCCUCCCUGUGGACCCCACUGCCUAUGGCCACCUGGCCCGGACGGACAUCCGUGGGGACGUUUUGUCCCAAGCUCCCUGGUUUCGGCUGCCUUAUCCAGGCCAGUGGGGACUGCCGACCGUCAGCCUGGCUGGGAUAUUCGGCAUCUUAGCUGGGGUGAUUUCCUCCAUGCUGGAGUCCGUGGGAGAUUACUACGCCUGCGCCCGCCUGUCCGGGGCCCCGCCGCCACCAAAGCACGCCAUCAGCCGCGGGAUCGGGGUGGAAGGCAUCGGCUGCCUCCUGGCCGGUGCCUGGGGGACGGGGAAUGGCACCACAUCGUACAGUGAGAACGUGGGGGCCCUGGGCAUCACCAAGGUAGGGAGUCGAAUGGUGAUCAUUGCCGGUGCCUGCGCCAUGCUCCUGAGCGGCAUCUUCGGGAAAGUCGGGGCGAUGCUUGCCAGCAUACCCACCCCUGUGAUUGGAGGCAUGUUCCUUGUGAUGUUUGGAGUUAUCACGGCAGUAGGGAUUUCCAAUUUGCAGUACACAGAUAUGAACUCCUCCAGAAACAUCUUUAUCUUUGGAUUUUCUGUAUUUGCUGGGCUCACGGUUCCCAACUGGGCGAGCAAAAAUAGUACACUGCUGGAAACAGGAAUCAUCCAGCUGGACCAGGUGAUCCAGGUGCUUCUCACCACUGGCAUGUUUGUGGGCGGACUCCUGGGGUUUAUCCUUGAUAACACCAUUCCAGGAACACAGGAGGAGCGGGGGCUCCUGGUGUGGAAGAACAGCCACAAGGGAGACGUGGAACACUCUCAGCUCAUUUCCAAGGUCUAUGAUCUUCCUUUUGGAAUAGGCACCAAAUACUGCACUGUCUCUUGGUUUCGGUAUCUCCCCGCUUGCCCCAAAAGACUAUCUGGUGGCGAGAGAAUGGAUGAACUGAAGGCUGCUGGACAGGAAAGCGGUGUGAAAGCAAGUUCAGAAAGAGACUCCGAGAUAGGUGCUGAUACAAGGAUAUAAGCACCUGGCCUGCAGGUGAACUCAUCGCAGAAGCAGAGGUCUGAAAAGCGUGUCUGCAGCCCCCAUCAUUUGAACAUAAGCUGGCAGCUUUAGAGGCUGGAGCAGGAGAACAGUAAUGUCUUUCUCUUCCCAGCUCUGCACCUGCACCACUGGUGACACUGAGGGAGUCGUUUUUCUCCUCUCUGCU